AUGGGAUUCACCGAAAUGACACCCGUACAAGCAGGAACCAUUCCGUUGUUUAUGAAAAAUAAAGAUGUAGUUGUUGAGGUAGUAGUGGCAAUAAUUUAUUCGGUUUACGAUGAUAACAAAUUGGCCCAACAAAUUUCAUCAGUAUUUUCGAUAUUUCUUAAAGACUCUGUGAUACCAUUGCCAAAGCAUGCACUCAUAACUGGAGGUGCAAGUACACUUCAAGAUGAUAUUCGUUACAUUAAAGAAUUUGGACCAGAUAUUCUAAUAGGAACACCUGGAAGACUAGAAGAUUUGCUGGUUGGCAGAGGAACGGCAAAAAAUUAUGUUAAUACUAAAGAAUUAGAAAUUUUGGUAUUAGAUGAAGCCGAUAGAUUAUUUGAUAUGGGAUUUUCUCAAUCUCUAAAUAAUAUUAUUGCACACCUGCCUAAACAAAGACGUACCGGAUUAUUUUCCGCAACGAUGACUGAUGGGCUUGCAGAAAUUGUACGUGCUGGUUUAAGAAACCCAGUAAGGGUUAUGGUUAAAGUCGAAGAUCUUGUAUCUAAAGAUGUACAACGAAUUCCUGCAACGUAG
This is a messenger RNA of Racocetra fulgida, 573 nucleotides long. NCBI's taxonomy places the organism in Eukaryota, Fungi, Glomeromycota, Glomeromycetes, Diversisporales, Gigasporaceae. The record is from the annotation of a GenBank genome assembly.